GCAUCAGCAAUCUAUCCGCGAGCGGCGGGUGGUCGGCGCGGCGUGUUCGGCGACGGCUCUGGGUGCUCGGGCUCCUGCAGAGAGCAGACUGACGGACGGACGCACGCACGCACGCACGCACGCGCGGGGUGGAGAGGCGGUGGCAGCGGGUCUCCAGGGGGCGGCGUCGGGCUCCCGGAGCUGCAGCAGCACGAGGAGUACGAUGGCGGAGUCCUCGGACAAGCUCUACCGGGUCGAGUAUGCGAAGAGCGGGCGCGCCUCCUGCAAGAAAUGCAGCGAGAGCAUCCCCAAGGACUCGCUCCGUAUGGCCAUCAUGGUGCAGUCACCCAUGUUUGAUGGCAAAGUCCCACACUGGUACCACUUCUCCUGCUUCUGGAAGGUUGGCCACUCCAUCUGGCAUCCUGAGGUCGAGGUGGAUGGGUUCUCUGAGCUCCGAUGGGAUGACCAGCAGAAAGUGAAGAAGACUGCAGAGGCUGGAGGGGUGACAGGCAAAGGCCAAGAUGGAGUUGGCAGCAAGACAGAGAAGACGCUGGGUGACUUUGCAGCAGAGUAUGCCAAGUCCAACAGGAGCACUUGCAAAGGCUGUAUGGAGAAGAUAGAAAAGGGCCAGGUGCGCCUGUCCAAGAAGAUGCUGGACCCGGAGAAGCCCCAGCUGGGCAUGAUCGACCGCUGGUACCACCCGAACUGCUUUGUUCAGAAAAGGGAGGAGCUGGGCUUCCGGCCCGAGUACAGUGCAAGCCAGCUCAAGGGCUUCAGCCUGCUCUCAGCCGAGGAUAAGGAGGACCUGAAGGAGCGGCUUCCGGGAGUCAAGCACGAAGGAAAGAGGAAAGGCGAUGAGGUGGAUGGAAUGGACCAAGUGGUCAAGAAGAAAUCUAAAAAAGAAAAGGACAAGGAUAGUAAGCUGGAAAAGGCCCUCAAGGCCCAGAAUGACCUGAUCUGGAACAUCAAGGACAAGCUAAAGAAAGUGUGUUCGAUGAACGACCUGAAAGAGCUGCUCAUCUCCAAUCGGCAGCAGGUGCCCUCUGGGGAGUCGGCGAUCUUGGACCGUGUAGCUGAUGGCAUAGUGUUCGGUGCCCUCCAGCCUUGUGAGGAAUGCUCUGGCCAGCUGGUCUUCAAGAGUGAUGCUUAUUACUGUACUGGGGACGUCACUGCCUGGACCAAGUGUAUGGUCAAGACACAGACCCCCAACCGGAAGGAGUGGGUGACCCCAAAGGAAUUCCGAGAAAUCUCUUACCUCAAGAAAUUGAAGGUCAAAAAGCAGGAGCGUAUAUUCCCCCCCGAGACCAGCACCCCAGCGGCGGCAGCACCGCCGCCCUCCACAGCCUCUGUGCCCGCUGCUGUGAACUCCUCUGCCCCACCAGAUAAGCCACUGUCCAACAUGAAGAUCCUGACUCUUGGGAAGCUCUCCCGGAACAAGGACGAAGUAAAGGCCACGAUCGAGAAACUCGGGGGGAAGUUGACAGGGACGGUCACCAAGGCCUCUCUGUGCAUCAGUACCAGAAAGGAGUUAGAAAAGAUGAACAAAAAGAUGGAAGAAGUAAAAGAAAGCAACAUUCGAGUUGUGUCUGAGGAUUUCAUCCAGGAUGUCACCGACUCAACCAAGAGCCUUCAGGAAUUGCUUUCAGCCCAUAUCUUGUCCCCUUGGGGUGCCGAGGUGAAGGCAGAGCCUGUGGAAGUUGUGGCCCCAAAAGGAAAGUCGGGGGCUGUGGUCUCCAAGAAGAGCAAGGGCCCAGUCAAGGAGGAAGGAAUCAACAAAUCUGAAAAGAGAAUGAAGUUAACUCUCAAAGGAGGAGCUGCGGUUGAUCCCGACUGUGGUCUGGAACACUCUGCACACGUCCUGGAAAAAGGCGGGAAGGUCUUCAGCGCCACCCUCGGCCUGGUGGACAUCGUUAAAGGAACCAACUCUUACUACAAGCUGCAGCUCCUGGAGGAUGACAAAGAAAGCAGGUAUUGGAUAUUCAGGUCCUGGGGGCGCGUGGGCACCGUGAUUGGUGGUAACAAACUGGAGCAGAUGCCGUCCAAGGAGGAUGCCAUUGAGCACUUUAUGAAGUUAUAUGAAGAGAAAACUGGGAACGCCUGGCACUCCGAAAACUUCACAAAGUAUCCCAAGAAGUUCUACCCUCUGGAGAUUGACUACGGCCAGGAUGAAGAGGCGGUCAAGAAGCUGACGGUAAACCCUGGCACCAAGUCCAGGCUCCCCAAGCCGGUGCAGAACCUCAUCAAGAUGAUCUUUGAUGUGGAAAGCAUGAAGAAAGCCAUGGUGGAGUAUGAGAUUGACCUCCAGAAGAUGCCCUUGGGGAAGCUGAGCAAAAGGCAGAUCCAGGCCGCGUACUCCAUCCUCAGUGAGGUCCAGCAGGCGGUGUCUCAGGGCAGCAGUGAGUCCCAGAUCCUGGAUCUCUCAAAUCGCUUCUACACCCUGAUCCCCCACGACUUUGGGAUGAAGAAGCCUCCGCUCCUGAACAACACGGACAGUGUGCAGGCCAAGGUGGAGAUGCUGGACAACCUGCUGGACAUCGAGGUGGCCUACAGUCUGCUCAGGGGUGGGUCUGAUGACAGCACCAAGGACCCCAUUGAUGUCAACUAUGAGAAGCUCAGAACUGACAUCAAGGUGGUGGACAGAGAUUCCGAGGAAGCUGAGAUCAUCAGGAAAUAUGUUAAGAAUACUCAUGCGUCUACACACAAUGCAUAUGACUUGAAAGUCAUCGAGAUCUUUAAGAUAGAGCGUGAAGGGGAGAGCCAGCGCUACAAGCCGUUCAAGCAGCUGCAUAACCGAAGGUUGCUGUGGCAUGGCUCCAGGACCACCAACUUUGCUGGAAUCCUGUCCCAGGGUCUCCGGAUUGCCCCACCUGAAGCACCUGUGACAGGCUACAUGUUUGGUAAAGGGAUCUAUUUCGCUGACAUGGUUUCCAAGAGUGCCAACUACUGCCACACAUCUCAGGGAGACCCAAUAGGCUUAAUCCUGUUGGGAGAAGUUGCCCUCGGGAACAUGUAUGAACUGAAGCACGCCUCACACAUCAGCAAGUUACCCAAGGGCAAGCACAGUGUCAAAGGUUUGGGCAAAACCACCCCUGACCCUUCAGCUAGUGUUACUCUGGAUGGUGUAGAGGUUCCUCUCGGGACUGGGAUUUCUUCUGGUAUAAACGACACUUGUCUGCUGUAUAACGAGUACAUUGUCUACGAUACUGCUCAGGUAAAUCUGAAGUAUCUGCUGAAGCUGAAAUUCAACUUCAAGACGUCCCUGUGGUGAACUGAGGCAUGGCUGAGGCGUGGUCCAGUGACUGGUAUGAAUCUGCCUGGUGUGCUUUUCACUGACUGACCAGGCAGAGAGACCUCAGCUGGGUUGCCGAGGGAUAGUACCUUCACUGACUCUCUAGAAAGAUUUGAACACUUAGUCACACGUUAAACAAGUUUUCCCAACUUUUCAAAUCCUGUUUUUAUUGAUUUGGGGGUGGGGGUUAUUCCGGGAUUUUUUUUUCCUGCCAGCCCUAACCCUGGUAGGUAUUAUACAACUGACAGUAGAAGAAAUGUUGGGAAGAGAUUGGUUUGUUUUUGUUUUGUUUUGUUUAGACUAGUCCUAUGAAAAGAACCAAGCCAUGUUAGAACUUCUGCCUUACUGGUUUCCCCAGGGAAGGAAAAAAUAAUCUUCUACCCUUAUUUCUAAGUGUUCAUCUUUAGUGUUGGUUUUGGAAAAAUGUUAAGCAUUUAUUUUAAGGUGAAAAUAAAGACUAAUUUCAUACUAUUUA
Molecule: messenger RNA, 3743 nt
Organism: Rhinolophus ferrumequinum (greater horseshoe bat)
Lineage: Eukaryota; Metazoa; Chordata; Mammalia; Chiroptera; Rhinolophidae
Gene: PARP1
Product: poly(ADP-ribose) polymerase 1
Exons: 23
Coding region: 203-3247 (1014 amino acids)
Cellular component (GO): nucleus
Molecular function (GO): NAD binding; NAD+ poly-ADP-ribosyltransferase activity; DNA binding
Source: RefSeq, a predicted model, not a curated record